AUCUUUUAAUGAGAAGCUAAUGGCUGAAAGGCUUCUGAAUCACAGAUUUCAAAACACUCUCCCUUGAUCUUCUCCUUCUGAUUUCCUCUGGAAAAAAAUGUGUGGGCUCUUCUUUGUCCUGGUGACAUUCACAUUGGGUGCCUCUGCUUUCAGACUCCAGCAAGUCAAAAGCACAGAAAACUGCCCACAUCACACCGUGUAUUUCAAACAUUACUAUGAAUUGCAUGGAGAACCUGUGGUUCUGAAAUGCCCUUCCCCCAGAUACAAACAUUUGGAUUUUUCUGCCUUGACCCCUAAUAUCACAUGGUAUAAAAAUGGUUCAAAAACCAUGAUAUCAGGAAGAGAUGAAGAUCCAAGAAUCUGGGCGAAAGGAGAUGCACUCUGGUUUUUACCAGCAAUGCUAGAAGACUCAGGAGUAUAUAUCUGCACCAGAAGGAACCCCUCCUACUGUGCCGAGGUCUCCAUCCACCUCACAGUCGUGGAGAAAACAGCUGCUCAGGAGAUUGCUUACCUCCAGGUCCUCUUCACUUUCACCUCUGGAAAGAUCGUUUGCCCUGAGCUAUGGGAUUUUACACCAAACAGGACAAGCCUGGAGCUCAAGUGGUACAAGGAUGCUCUGCCUUUGGAAGCCGACAGUGGAAAAUUCGUAAUUCUGAAAGGUUCAACUUCUCUGAUCGUAAAUUCUGUGCUACCAACGGACUCUGGCUAUUACAUCUGCAAGAUGUCAUUUCCAUUUGAAGGUGUGAUGUAUGAGAUCACAAGAACAAUUCACCUGAAGACUGUUGAAAAAGAAAAGGGAAUUACUCCUAUAAUUGUGUAUCCAACACAAAAGACAACAUCAGCUGCUCUGGGCUCCAAGAUGACUCUCCCGUGCAAAGUGUUCAUUGGACUGAGCAGCCACAUCCACACCGAUGUGGAAUGGCUAGCGAAUGACACCACCGUUGACGUGAUUUACAAGAAAAGCAGGGUUACAGAGGGCGGGCGACAAGAAAUAGUAGAAAAUGGUGAAAACUUCAUUGAAGUGCCACUGAUUUUUGAUUCUGUCGAAGAAGUGGAUUUUUACACAGACUUUACGUGUCUGGCACAGAACAGAUACGGAUACCAAGUACUGCCAACAAGGGUCAAGCAGGAAGCUGUUGGCUUGUCCUGGUACAUUGCGAUGACUCCCAUCACAUUGGCCUGCAUAAUCGUGGGGGGGAUAUGCAUACACAAGUGCUGGAAGAGGAAAGCUGAUAAAGGAUACACAACAGCAAAGGUUUAAAAUUUGCUUUAUUCUCCAACCACCAACACAACAAAAAGUCAUCCUAGCUAUCCUUCACAUGAGACACAAAGAGACAUUUCAGACUGCUUUCCCAGCAGAUGGGUAUAUAUCAGCUCUUUUCCUCUUCUCCAUCUUCUACGAUCAGAUGAUGUUUUAAGCUUUCAUUUAAUGCUGCCUACAUGCAGGAAACCUGUUUCUAUUAUUUUUGCAGCUAGGGUGCAACUUUGGAACACAAAAUACCAUGGAAUGUGCCCUGGGUAUUGGAAGGGUAGGGAAAGGGAGGUGUUCUCACCCUUUGUAAUUCCAGUAGUCUUCAUGUUUAAAAAACUCUGAAAACAGAAGCUAAGAAAGCUUGCUACAGAAGGACAAUUCCACACUAGAGUGAAAAUGCAGUUUUCUUAUGUAUCCAAACUUAUUUUAUUUUCCUUCAGUCUAAAAAGAGUAGUUUUUUCCCCUUUUCCAGAGCCAAAUACAGUUGUCAUGGCAACUGUGUAUCUGUGAACUUUUCCACAGAAAAUGUGAUUUUUUCUUUUUCAGCAGUUGGAUUAUUCUCUGCUUAAAUGGACUAUCUCAGAAUAUCCCUCCCUGGAGAUAACUGCAUCAGCAUAACAGAUAAUUAUACACCGGAGAAUUCAGUUCUGUUUAUCUACCAAUAUCUCAUAGCUAGGGAUUCAUAGGCAGCUGUAACAUGUUGUUAUCUCUGCCAAGAAAAGAAUUUGGAGGGAUGUUUAGUGUUCUGAGAGUUAUUUGACUAAUAUAAAGUUUUAUUCCUGGAAGCAAUUGGACAGAUUGCCGGUAAUAAUGUGCAGUCUUGCCCUUCUGUGACUCUAAAAGUCUUUCAUAACUGGCCUGAUUCUCCUCUCUGAUAUGAGUAUAAAAGUCUGGCAUAGAUUCCCAUAAGCAAUGAGUUUGCACCAGUCUAAAGCUGGUGCAGCUUCAGGAACCUUGUCUUUUAAACUGAAGCAUGCAAAUCACUUACUCAUGAUAUAAAAUGCUGCCUGUUAGGUUAAUGUAACUGGAUUCCACUCGACAUAAAUCAGAAGGAAGCAAUAAUCAGUGACCAUGUUGUGCUUUGAGGAUCAGAAGAAGUAGAAUGACUUGGUUACUUCCUCUUCCAAGAAAUAACACUUAUGAUAGCCGAGAAAUAGUUCCAUCAUAUAUAAUGUGUAUUAUCUUCAAUUGUAUGGGAGGGGAAGAGAUUCAGCCGUAAGUUCUAGUUACAGACCCUUAACUGACACCUCUCACAGACACUGAAGAUAAAGCUUUUCGUUCAGGUAAAUCAGAACAAAAUCAGAGGUUUUUCUAACUCUGUAGGUAAAAUAAAAAUAAAAAAUAAAAAAAUCAGGAAAAAUAUUGGUGCCAAAGAAACAAAAUGUAAUGUAGGAAUGCUAGGAGUACAUGUGAUUCCACAAACUAGGGAAAUGAAAAACUUGCACCCAUCUGGGAGAGACCAUAAUCUAAUUUCUUUCCACCACCACUUAUAGCUGGUUCUGAGUUUAGCCCAAUAAAUAUCUGGAAGUAUUUUAAAGACUAGAAUGUGGCUUGAAUUAAGAAACCCUUCAAUCUAUUAGCAAGAACCUUCAUAUUUUUGAGAUUUAAGCCAAAGUCUCCCUUUAAAUGUUCUAAACAUUUGCUGUUAAGAUACAGGCACAGAGAUUAGAUUUCUGACACAAUCUGAGUCAAUAGCAACCAAAGAAGACCACUGGACUUACUGCUUCUGAGUGCAGGAUGUUAAAGAUGAUGAUAAAGAAUACAUAUAUUUUGUGGGCAGAUGGGAAAAAGGUGGCUGCAAGUGUGGAAAGCAGUCAAUCCACUUGGUAUUAGUUCUUUGAAGGAAGAAAACUGUAGAUUAAUUGACCAUUGCUGGAAGGAACAUAAAAAAUGGUUUAGGUACAUGAGGAAUGCUAAUUUUUAUGAAGCAAUUGCUAGUUUGUAGCUAGGGAAGAAAUUAGGUUUGCCAGUAACUGUAAUCUUUCCAAAUAUGAUUUGUUCUUCCUAUCCUUCAUCUGUAUCCUCCACAAGUAGUGUGGUAACACAUCUGGCUGUAGGCACAUGGUUGGAUUUCACUAAAUUGUGGAAAAGAAGCAGAACUUUUGGUAUAUGGAGUAUCAGUGUCAUAAGAAAGAUCCUCCUCCAAACUAGACAGGGAGAAAGAAAUGUGAAUGUGAGAUAAAAAUCAGGUAUACAGAGAAUGGAUCUUACAUACUCAGGGGCAUCUUGAAUACAAGGGGAAUGUAAAGAAACAAAGGUUUAUCUUUUAUGAAGUGAUACUUGCUUCUCUGACCACAGGUAUAGUAAUAUUCUGCAGGCUUUCACCACAGGAAGACUCGUUCAAGCGAAUUACAUAGUGUAAAUGUUUUAUAGGUAGUCUUGAACAAGAGACCUACAUAAUGUAAAUGUUUUACAUAGAUUUGUUUUGUUAUAAACAAGGGUAUCAUGGUCUGUAUUGGUUUUGAAAAUGUUAUGUGAAAAAAGGACAAAAAAAAAUAAAACCAAACCAAAGUG
Molecule: messenger RNA, 3766 nt
Organism: Strigops habroptila (Kakapo)
Lineage: Eukaryota; Metazoa; Chordata; Aves; Psittaciformes; Psittacidae
Gene: IL1R2
Product: interleukin 1 receptor type 2
Exons: 9
Coding region: 98-1261 (387 amino acids)
Molecular function (GO): interleukin-1 binding; interleukin-1, type II, blocking receptor activity
Source: RefSeq, a predicted model, not a curated record